This is a messenger RNA of Ictalurus punctatus (channel catfish), 2446 nucleotides long. RefSeq lists its product as uncharacterized. The record is from RefSeq and is a predicted model, not a curated record. Gene Ontology annotation, molecular function: metal ion binding; hydrolase activity; nucleic acid binding. Lineage: Eukaryota; Metazoa; Chordata; Actinopteri; Siluriformes; Ictaluridae. The coding region runs from base 728 to 2164 and encodes 478 amino acids. The transcript is spliced from 2 exons.
AUGGAGGUACGUCGAAGGGUGUCGGCUGUCUUGUCACGACACGUGGUGCAUGAAGGGAACAGAAACGUGUAUAAGUUGUCAGUACUGGAUGUACAUGUAUAUAUUAUUUACUGUACUUAAUAUUAAGUUGAAUAUACACAGUACACUGUGUGUGUAAAGGUUCUAUAAGCAGCUCUUGUUAAGACGGAAUAUUAACAGAAAGCGGAUAAACGCUUUUGCCUUUGCAUCACGGAGUCUUGCUGCUUGCUCAACAUAAAGGGACUGGAAAGUUGUGCAGUCCUGCAAUGAUGCCAAUUACAGAAGUGAAGCUAAAAGUUCCACAAGCUACUUCUAAUAACUUCUACACAUCUUCUGGGAACUGUUUUUGUACAUUUUAUUUGCAGCCGUGGAUCUUCUGAGUAAUCCUCCUGAACCCCAACAUCCAGUAACAGAGCUGUAUACACUGACGCUGUUUCUAAUCACUGCAUGAGGCGCGCAGUAGGUUCUCCUGGAGUUCCAGACAUGUUUGGAGCUGUGUGUAAUCGUUUCAUGUGGCGUCGUGUGUUCUUUAUAUCGUGUGUGUUCUUUCCUUAUCUGUAGCUUCCUGUUUGUAGGAGGACGGACACAGUAACGUAGCUCUGCUGAUCACGCCUGCCUCGUGUUGUCUGUAUAAAGUCUCUGACUCUGAGACUCUUCUGCACUCGUCGUUCAGUGAACAUUGUGUUCCUCUGCUACGUCUGCGUCCAUCAUGAAGCUCCUCAGUGUGGUUCUCCUCCUGCUUCCACUCUCGCUCUGUUUGGCUGAAGUCGUGAAUGAUUUUACUCAGAGCUGUCCAGGGUUCUUCGCUACUCCGAAUGAUGUCGUUUCUCCUCCUACGGGUUUUACUGGGGAUCGCUUUAAACGGAUCUGUCAAACUCUAAAUGAUAAAGCUGAAUUCGCGACACUUUAUGACACGACGUACAGGAUCCCAGUUUACUCAGCAUACAGGUUUACCGGACUAAAGAAAUGUAAAAGAAGUAAGAACUGGUAUAUUGAACCUCAGCUGGAAAAUGGAACCUUGGGGCCAAACAUGGAUAAUGAGUCUGCUGUGGGAAAUAUAGUUAAUCAGGCUAAGAACGGAGAUUAUAAAAAAUCUGGCUAUGAUAGAGGACACCUGGCUCCAGUUUUCCAUGCCACCUCACAGAACUGUGCUAAUGCCACCUUCACGCUGACCAACAUUGCUCCACAGAUCCACUUAUUCAACAGCGGGAAGUGGAACAUGAUAGAAAAAGAAAUGGCUAAUGUACUGAAUAAAGAUUGCAUUAAUGUAGGCCUGCGUGCAUUUGUAGUAACUGGGGUUGUGCCGGGUAAUAAUAAAAUGAAUAACAGUGUGCAAAUUCCCAGUCACUUCUGGACGGCAUUCUGCUGCCUUGAUAACAAUAAUAAAACUAUACGCUCAAGUGCAUACUAUGGAAAAAAGGAUGACUCUGUAAAAGAAAAGGAUGAGUCUGAAAAAGAAAAGGAUGAGUCUGAAAAAGAAAAGGAUGAGUCUGUAAAAGAAAAGGAUGAGUCUGAAAAAGAAAAGGAUGAGUCUGAAAAAGAAAAGGAUGACUCUGAAAAAGAAAAGGAUGAGUCUGAAAAAGAAAAGGAUGAGUCUGAAAAAGAAAAGGAUGAGUCUGUAAAUGAAAAGGAUGAGUCUGAAAAAGAAAAGGAUGAGUCUGAAAAAGAAAAGGAUGACUCUGAAAAAGAAAAGGAUGAGUCUGAAAAAGAAAAGGAUGACUCUGAAAAAGAAAAGGAUGACUCUGAAAAAGAAAAGGAUGAGUCUGAAAAAGAAAAGGAUGAGUCUGAAAAAGAAAAGGAUGAGUCUGUAAAUGAAAAGGAUGAGUCUGAAAAAGAAAAGGAUGACUCUGAAAAAGACAAGGAUGAGUCUGAAAAAGAAAAGGAUGACUCUGAAAAAGAAAAGGAUGACUCUGAAAAAGAAAAGGAUGAGUUUGUAGUGUAUCAGUGGAAUGUGAAGAACAUGGAGACAGAGUUAACACAGCUGUAUAAGAUACAUGUCAAUAACAUCCCUGAUUUCCGCUUCACUUUGUUUGCUGGAGAAUGUUAUACAGAAACUGAACCAAUGGAAAAACAAAUAGUUGAAAAGCCAGCAAAGGAUAAAAAAGGAACCAAAGCCUGUAAACCAAAGAAACGUCAAAAAUUGUAAAGAAAUUUAAAGCAGGAACGAUGUUGAACUAGUGGAAAGUCCGAGUGUUGAAUGGUUUCAGCGUCUGUCCUGUAUGUUUCCCAUUCAGUGGAACAACUUCUACACACAUACACUUAAAAAAAUGAAAACUAAUCAGAAAUCACUCAUGUGUUGAUUGACAUGUUGUACUUUUAAUCAGUUUAUUUCUGUCACUAAAUUGGGAUCAGAUCAUUUAUUAUUAAUCACUGAAUUGCAGUUUGAUUUUCUGCAGAAUUCGACAUCAAUAAAGAGCAUCCAAUUAAA